UUACAGAGCGUUUCCGUGCGAAGUGUGCAGAUAUUACGGGAGUUGCAUUGACAAUGUUGCGCACGGUUUUCCUCCGAACUUUACCGCAAGUUUAUCGCGUCUCCGCGUGCCGUCAUUUCACGAUUCCUGCUCCCAACACCCAACCAGACGUCCACUAUAACAAGAUUUUCAUUAACAACGAGUGGCAUGAUGCAGUAAGCAAGAAAACUUUCCCAACCAUCAAUCCAACUACCGGUGAAGUUAUCUGUCAGGUUGCAGAGGCUGAUAAGGCUGAUGUGAACAAGGCUGUGGAAGCUGCUAGAAAUGCCUUUUUGUUUGGGUCUCCAUGGCGACGCAUGGAUGCAUCACAUCGUGGAUGGCUCCUGAACCGACUGGCCGACUGCAUUGAGAGAGAUUCUGCGUAUCUAGCUGAACUUGAGACUCUUGACAAUGGGAAGCCGUAUGCAAUCUCCUACACUGUGGAUGUGCCCAUGGUGGUCAAAUGCUUGAGGUAUUAUGCUGGGUGGGCCGACAAAUGGGAGGGGAAGACUAUUCCGAUCGAUGGGGAUUACUUCUGUUACACAAGACAUGAACCUGUUGGAGUGUGUGGCCAAAUUAUACCUUGGAACUUCCCUAUGUUGAUGCUGGCGUGGAAGCUUGGGCCUGCUCUGGCUACAGGAAACACAGUUGUGAUGAAGGUGGCAGAGCAAACACCUCUCACUGCGCUCUAUAUCGCCAGUCUUAUCAAAGAGGUGGGUUUCCCUGCUGGUGUUGUCAACAUCAUCCCAGGAAUGGGUCACACGGCAGGGGCAGCCAUCACAUCUCACAUGGAAGUUGACAAAAUAGCAUUCACCGGCUCCACUGAGGUAGGUCAGCUCAUCCAGAAAGCCUCUGGCAGCAGUAAUCUUAAGAAGGUGACACUGGAGCUGGGAGGAAAGAGUCCCAACAUCAUUUUAUCAGAUGCUAACAUGGAGGAAGCCGUUGAGCAGGCCCAUUUUGCCCUCUUCUUUAACCAGGGCCAGUGUUGCUGUGCAGGCUCCCGUACGUUCGUGCAGGAGAACAUCUAUGAUGAAUUUAUAGAGAGAAGCGUGGAGAGAGCCAAGAAGAGGAUCGUGGGAGACCCCUUUGAUCUGAAAACCGAGCAGGGACCCCAGGUGGAUGAGAAACAGUUCCAGAAGAUUUUGGGUUACAUCAGCAUCGGGAAGCGCGAGGGUGCCAAGCUGAUGUAUGGUGGGGGGGUUGCAGCCGACCGCGGUUACUUCAUCCAGCCCACCAUUUUCGGUGACGUUCAGGAUAACAUGACGAUCGCUCGAGAGGAGAUCUUUGGACCGGUGAUGCAGGUUCUGAAGUUUAAAUCUUUAAAGGAAGUUAUCGACAGAGCCAAUGACAGUAAAUAUGGCCUGGCAGCUGCUGUUUUCACCAAAGACAUUGACAAGGCCAAUUAUGUCUCCAACGGCCUGCGCGCUGGCACCGUUUGGAUCAAUUGCUACGACGUGUUUGCAGUUCAAGCUCCCUUUGGAGGAUAUAAGGCAUCAGGAAUUGGCCGUGAAUUGGGACAGUAUGUACUGGACAACUACACAGAGGUCAAAACGGUUAUCACCAAGGUUCCACAAAAAAAUUCUUAAAUGGUUGGAGGUGUCUGAAGAAGCAGACAAGCAGAUUAUUAAAAUGUCAUUCUGCUUCAAUAUCGUCAAGUUAUAUGUUGGUCAAAAGUAUUAACUUAAUUCUGUUCAACAUAAGAAUGAUAUAACCAUGACUGUUUAAUUGCAUGCAUAUGUUUAUGUUAUUCAUUUGUUGUUUAAAAGUACUUAAAUAGGUGUGUAAUUUACUACUUGUUAUUAUGCAUUGAAAAAAUCAUUAAACACUAACAGAGAUUAAAUAGAAAUGUAACUUUUUAUAAAAAAACAGCAUUUCUACUGUUUACUUGAGUGUUUUAUGCUUACAACUGUAUAAGCUCUAAUUUUCUUUAAUCAAUCUUUCACAAUUGUGUAAAACCUUAUUAUAAAGCUUUAAAACCUU
Messenger RNA from Triplophysa dalaica, 1998 nucleotides. RefSeq names its product aldehyde dehydrogenase, mitochondrial-like. Gene Ontology annotation, molecular function: aldehyde dehydrogenase (NAD+) activity. Lineage: Eukaryota; Metazoa; Chordata; Actinopteri; Cypriniformes; Nemacheilidae. The record is from RefSeq and is a predicted model, not a curated record.